Hymenoscyphus albidus is the source of this 441-nucleotide messenger RNA. The record is from the annotation of a GenBank genome assembly. Lineage: Eukaryota; Fungi; Ascomycota; Leotiomycetes; Helotiales; Helotiaceae.
AUGGAGCGAAAAGACAAGACUCGUUUCGACACUGCAGCCGACCUUUCCGAAGUAGUGCGAUAUGACAUAGUAAGCCAGAUAUUUAUAAGCUUGAAAGAACCCUCAUGUCCCUCGCCCAAGUCAGGUUUCGCGCAUCUAGUACGCUAUCUAGUACGCUAUCUAGUAGGUCUUCUCAUAGUCUAAAUAGUACAGACACUAUUCUCGCCCAUCAUCCCCAAAUUACCCACUCCUCCUCACAAGCGCCCAACCGACACAGACAAGAAAAUAGCUAGAGGGACCGCCAGAUUGUUGAAGCUCGAAAGGAGUAGAACAAGUUUCAACAAGCAGCGCAUAGGGCGAGACCUCGCUUCAAGACAUGAUCUAUUUGAUAUUAAGUACUCUGUCCCUAAAGUGAUUGUCCUGCUAGACUUCACCCGUUUUGCAUUCAAGAACCGAGGUUAG